This is a messenger RNA of Suhomyces tanzawaensis NRRL Y-17324, 323 nucleotides long. RefSeq lists its product as uncharacterized. The record is from RefSeq and is a predicted model, not a curated record. The coding region runs from base 51 to 278 and encodes 75 amino acids. NCBI's taxonomy places the organism in Eukaryota, Fungi, Ascomycota, Pichiomycetes, Serinales, Debaryomycetaceae. The transcript has a single exon.
CUCCCACAGUAAAUUUCUUGGAAGCUUCUCACCUAAUUCAUUACUAUUUAAUGGCGGCAAUUUCUCAGCUGAGAAUUCACAUCCUCUUACUUCUAUCUGAAUUUGCAUCGCUCAUACUUGAAAACAUCCGUACCCUGAGCAUAAACUGUUUUGGCUCCCCGAUGAAUUGUCCUUGGACAUCGGGGUGUGCAUUCUUGAAAAGCAGCCAACUAUUUCCGUGGCACUUACUAAAUAGCCACACUUUUCCUCCUCAUCUCAGGAAUAGGAACACCUUGUAACAGAUAAUCUACUUCAAGUAAAAGACCUAUGAUUUUUUUCUCCAC